Messenger RNA from Monopterus albus (swamp eel), 826 nucleotides. RefSeq names its product lactoylglutathione lyase-like. NCBI's taxonomy places the organism in Eukaryota, Metazoa, Chordata, Actinopteri, Synbranchiformes, Synbranchidae. Bases 28 to 495 code for a protein of 155 amino acids. Gene Ontology annotation, molecular function: lactoylglutathione lyase activity; metal ion binding. The record is from RefSeq and is a predicted model, not a curated record. The transcript has 5 exons.
GUCUUGUUCUUACCACUCUAGGAUUUCAUGAUGCAGCAGACUAUGCUGCGGGUUAAAGACCCAGUUAAAUCCUUAGAUUUCUACACCAGAAUCCUCGGCAUGACGCUCCUUCAGAAGUUUGACUUCCCCUCCAUGCGGUUCUCUCUCUUCUUCUUGGGCUAUGAGGACAAGAAGGAGAUCCCUGCAGAUGUGAAGGAGAGAACAGCCUGGACUUUUUCCAGGAGAGCCACCAUCGAGCUGACACAUAACUGGGGCUCUGAGUCAGAUGAGAGUCUGUCUUAUCAUAAUGGAAACACUGAUCCACGUGGUUUUGGACACAUUGGAAUUGCAGUUCCUGAUGUCCAUGCAGCCUGUAAAUUGUUUGAAGAGCAAGGAGUCACAUUUGUCAAGAAGCCAAAUGAUGGAAAAAUGAAAGGCUUGGCCUUCAUUCAGGACCCUGAUGGCUACUGGAUCGAGAUCCUGAGUCCUAACAAUAUGGUGUCCAUUACCUCAUAAUGACUGAGAACAUGCUACCUGCAGUGGUGUGUACAGGGCAGACCUGCUGUGAAUUCACUGGGAGAGCAGAGCGUUUAGCAAAGAAUUUGGCAACGGGCACUGGAGAGCUGAGGAAAUAUGGGGCAGGAUAAUGUGCACAAUGGUAACCUGCAUACAUUGGACUAAUAGUGGACAGUUGAUGAGCAAAUAAAUUAGAUACCCAAGUUACUGCUAUGAAUAGUGACUAUUUUGUAUAGGUGGUGCAUUUGUCUGCCAUCAUCAGUUUGUAUGUAAUGCAGAGUUUAAAGGGAAUUGCUGUGUAAUAAAUGUGGAAGCCACUGUUCAAAUAUAA